CUUUAGUGGAUUGGCAGCACUGCGAGUAAUGAAGCAAAAUUUUUCCGAAUUCCUAGAAAUCAUCUCAAAGCUGACUCUGCUGACUUAAUUAGAUAUAAAUAAACAUGCACUCAAACCUACGGGCUAACUGCUGAUCAGAUAAUCUUUGAACUUCACAAUUAAUGAAUAACAAAAUAGUUGAGUCUGUGAUGGAUCUGCAUACUAAGCAGAGGCAGUUCUCUGGUCAACUGUACAAAUAUACCAAUGUGAUGAAGGGCUGGCAAUAUAGAUAUUUUAUGGUUGAUGCCAAUGCAGGAUUACUACACUAUUAUCUUUGCGAAGGAGAAAAACCAGAUGGCUCAGUACCGAGGGGUUCAGUUCAUCUUUCAGGAGCAGUUAUAUGUCCUAGUGAUGAAGAUUCAAAAACGUUCACUGUCAAUUGUGCAUCAGGUGAUAUGCUCAAGUUGAGAGCAGCAGAUGCUAGAGCUCGACAAGAGUGGGUUAAUGGAUUAAGAGCUGUUGCUGAAUCUCACACUAAGUCGAGUUCAGGGAACAGCCAACCAUUACCACCUAGGGAACAGUUGGCAGUUUUAGAUGCAAUGGGAUGUGUUAGAUCACAGUUACAUCAAACAGAACAAGCUGAUUUAGCUUUAUGCAGGUCAAUUGAGGCUGCUGGUCCUAAACUAUACAUCGACCCUAAUCUUCUACUUCUGAAAGCUACUUCUGCUGCAGCUUUGCAUUGCCUAAUACAGUGUUCGAAUAUUCUACAGAGAAAUCAACAUGCUCAGCAGGCAAGGCUUGGAUUUGCCAUAGAUGAAGACUAAUGUAUAUUUAAAUUAUUAAUUUAAGUUGAAUCUAAUAUUAUAAAUUCAUGAAAUAGAAAAAUAUUAUCUGAUUGAAAUUACUGUUUAAGUGAUAUAUAAAUAAACCUAGAUGUACACAUAA
Molecule: messenger RNA, 924 nt
Organism: Coccinella septempunctata (seven-spotted ladybird)
Lineage: Eukaryota; Metazoa; Arthropoda; Insecta; Coleoptera; Coccinellidae
Product: oxysterol-binding protein-related protein 11
Exons: 3
Coding region: 162-803 (213 amino acids)
Source: RefSeq, a predicted model, not a curated record